Molecule: messenger RNA, 696 nt
Organism: Paramecium primaurelia
Lineage: Eukaryota; Ciliophora; Oligohymenophorea; Peniculida; Parameciidae
Source: the annotation of a GenBank genome assembly
AUGGAUAAAGUAAUUUAAGAAGGUUAAAAAAAUUCAUCCAAACAUGAAGAAUUGUUAAAAUUUCGGUUCCUUUAAUGUAGAUCCGAUCUUUUUGAUAAGGAAACUACUAAAUUAUUUUUGAAAUAAUUAUUUUUAGAAUAUAAAUAUGAUAAACUAUUAAAACAACCAAAAUUAUUAAAAGAUGAAUAUUGGAUUAAAUUAUUCUUUAUUUUAUAAGAGAAAUAAAAAAAAACAAUAAAAGAAUUAGAAUUAAUUUAUUAAGGUAGUAGAGAUGGAUUAAAUGGUAAUUCAUUUUGGAAUAAAUGUAAUGGUAAGUGUAAUCUACUUAUGAUAUUUUAAUCUUAGAGUGGAUAUAUCUUUGGUGGAUAUUCUCCAUGUUAAUGGUAAUGCAAUUUAAAUAGUUAUGUUUAAGAUGAUACAUUAUCAUCAUUCUUAUUCUCAUAAACACAUGAUUAAAUCUAUUCUUUGAAAUAGGAUUUAAAAUCAAGAGCCAUCUAUUGUAAUUCUGGAUAUGGACCUACAUUUGGAGGUGGUCAUGAUAUAUAUAUUAAUGCACAUGACUUUAAAGAAGGUAGUUCUAAUUUAGGUUAUUCAUAUUAAUGGGAUAAAUAUGAGAAUAAGAGAUCUACUCAUUUAUUUGGAUAAGAUAAACCAAAUAUUAGUGAAUGUGAAAUAUUUGAAUUAAAAUUUGUUUGA